This is a messenger RNA of Andrographis paniculata, 1180 nucleotides long. RefSeq names its product RNA pseudouridine synthase 1. The coding region runs from base 29 to 1120 and encodes 363 amino acids. Gene Ontology annotation, molecular function: pseudouridine synthase activity; RNA binding. NCBI's taxonomy places the organism in Eukaryota, Viridiplantae, Streptophyta, Magnoliopsida, Lamiales, Acanthaceae. The transcript is spliced from 2 exons. Gene Ontology annotation, biological process: pseudouridine synthesis. The record is from RefSeq and is a predicted model, not a curated record.
AUUUUAUGCAUAUUUGGGUUUAUAUGAAAUGACGAUAAUGCCCCUGGUCGGAGCCCGCUGUCCUCUCCUAGUAGGAAUUUCCAAACCGCUUCUGCAGUUUUCAUCCAUGGCGGCCGAGGCUCACGGCAGCCGGAAUUCUUCAGAAAUCCAAUCGGAAGAUGUCCGACGCUCUCUAGCGAAUUAUCCGGUGCCGCUCUCCCCGCCGCCGCCGCUCAUAUCGAAGGAUGUCGAGUUGAACAGAGCCCUAACUGCUUCGUCGAAAUCGGCGUUGUUUUCCCUCUCCCGAGAGGAUGUCCUUUUUGAAGACGAGUGGCUCAUCGCAGUCAAUAAGCCUCAAGGAAUUUACUGCGAGAGCGUUUUAUCCGCGGUGCGAAAUCUCCUCGACGCCGAUCGAGGGGAUCAAACAAAUCCGGAGCUCCAUCUAUCCAACAGGCUCGACCGAGACACCAGCGGCGUCACGAUCGUAACCAAGUCGCACAAAGUGGCGGCAAAGCUCGUAAAAGCGUUCACCGAUCAUAACGUGAAGAAGACAUACAUUGCCUUCUGUGUCGGCGCACUUCCAAAAUGGACAAACAUGGUUAUAAAAUCGGGCCACGGUCGAUCCCGGCACGGAGCCUGGCGCGUCUACGCCCUUUCAGACGCUGGCCGGGCUCUCCCCGGCGGAUCGUGUAUACGGGACAUGGAAACGUCGUUUGAAGUUGUGUCGGUGAACGGGAGAGAACGCACCCGCCCGAGCCCUGCGUCAGGAGAGAGUGUGGAGAGAAUCGUUGUGGAGGGAAGUGCGGAGGUCGCCGGUGAGGUCGAGAAUGGUGAAGUCGUGGUGAGAGCGCACCCGAGAAGUGGAAGAACGCACCAAAUCCGAUUGCAUUGCCAGUAUCUCGGAAUUCCGAUAAGGGGAGAUGUGAAGUAUGACGGCGUGUACAAGUGGAACGGGAAGAUUUACGACGGGCACGAGCUUCACGCUGAGAGCUUGUCGUUCGAGCAUCCCGUCACGGGUCGCCCGGUUUCGAUCUGCGCCCCUUUGCCUUUGUGGGCUUGCGCGGAUAUUUUGAAUUGUGAACGAGAAAAUCUUCGAUGUUCAACUUUGCCAUGCUUGUUGUGUUUAAACACAAAAAUGUGAAGUUUCGAGAGUUUGUUUAAUUCGUAUUUGUAAUGAAAAGAAAUUUUGUUGUUGCCGUCC